Haemorhous mexicanus (house finch) is the source of this 4015-nucleotide messenger RNA. RefSeq names its product protocadherin beta-15-like. Gene Ontology annotation, biological process: homophilic cell-cell adhesion. NCBI's taxonomy places the organism in Eukaryota, Metazoa, Chordata, Aves, Passeriformes, Fringillidae. The transcript has a single exon. Gene Ontology annotation, cellular component: plasma membrane. Gene Ontology annotation, molecular function: calcium ion binding. The record is from RefSeq and is a predicted model, not a curated record. The coding region runs from base 7 to 2448 and encodes 813 amino acids.
CGCGCCAUGGCGCUCGCAAGGCAAGUGCUUUGUGUCUCUGCUUUCCUGUGGCUGCCGCUCGCUCGCGCCGAGCCCAUCCGCUACUCCGUAGCCGAGGAGGCGGAAAGCGGCUCCGUGGUGGGCGAGCUGGCGGAGGAUGCGGGGCUGACGCCGGCGCAGCUCUCGGCUCGCCGCGCCCGCCUGCUCUCGGAGGACGGCCGGCAGCAUUUUCGCUUAGAGCGCGCCUCCGGCCGCCUCGUCGUGGCGGGGAGGCUGGACCGGGAGGAGCUGUGCGCCCAGUCCGCCACCUGCAUGCUCCCCUUCGAGCUGCUGCUCUCCAACCCCCUCCAGUUCUUUCGGGUCGAGGUGAUAGUGAAGGAUAUCAAUGACCAUUCGCCAGUUUUCCCCGAGGAUCAAGUCAGUUUUAAGAUUCUGGAGACGAGCGAAAUAGGCUCUCGUUUUCCACUGGAGGUUGCUCGGGACCUUGAUAUUGGCAGCAACACAGUCCAGGCAUACAACAUCUCUCCCGAGAAUGAGAAUUUUAGUGUCUCCCAUGGUACCGGGAUUUCAGGCAAGAAGUAUCUUGAACUAGUCCUGGAAAAGCCGCUUGACAGAGAGGAGCAGGAACAGAUGAGUUUCCUUGUGGUUGCCCUGGAUGGGGGCUCUCCUCCCCGGACUGGGACCACCAAAGUAAACAUUAGAAUUCUAGAUGUAAAUGACAAUGCUCCCAAAUUCACACAGGAGGUAUACAUUGGAAGGGUUCUUGAGAACGCACCAGAAGGCUCUGUGGUUCUGACUGUGCUGGCAACUGAUCCAGAUGAAGGAGUUAAUGGGAACAUCUCCUAUCAACUUAGCAUUGCCAUGGGACAGACUGAUUUGGCAUUUGUGAUUGAUCCCAUAAAUGGUGAAAUUAAACUCACAAAACCUCUGGACUUUGAGGCAGCCGAAGUUCACGAGCUCAGUGUGAGAGCCACAGAUGGAGGGGGACUCUCAGCAAUCUGCAAGGUGUUGGUGGAGGUGGUGGAUGUGAAUGACAAUGCCCCAGAGCUGGUGGUCAGUUCCUUCAGCAGUCCCCUCCCCGAGAACACAGUGCCUGGCACGGUGGUUGCCCUGUUCACGGUCAGGGACCGGGAUUCUGGUGCCAACGGGAAGAUCUCCUGUGCCCUGGAGGAUCAGCUCUUCUUCUCCCUGCGGCCAGCCUAUAAGAAUUACUACGAGCUGGUGACAGUGAGCGCGCUGGACCGCGAGGAGACGCCUCAGUACAUGCUCAGGGUCACGGCAGCAGAUGCGGGCUCGCCCGCUCUCACAACCACGCAGACCUUCACCGUGGACAUCUCGGACGUCAAUGACAACGCGCCCGUCUUCAACCAGACCUCCUACACCAUGUACGUGCGUGAGAACAACGUCGCCACGGUGUUUGUAGGAGCCGUGAGCGCUGCAGAUGCUGACGUGGGGCUGAAUGCCAAGGUGACCUAUUGGCUGGCAGCAGAGCAAGGGCCGGAGCGGGCCUGGUGCUCCUGCAUCUCGGUGAACUCGGAGAACGGACACGUGUUUGUGCUGCGGCCCCUGGACUACGAGCACUUGAGGCAGAGCGAGGUGACGGUCAGUGCCUCUGACGCGGGCUCUCCUCCCCUCAGGGCCAACGUCACCGUCCGCCUUGUGGUGCUGGACGAGAACGACAACGCACCGCUCGUGCUCUACCCGGCCCAGGAGAGCAGCCCGGCCUCCAGCGAGCUGGUGCCCGUGUCGGCCGAGGCGGGCUACCUCAUCAGCAAAGUGGUGGCCGUCGAUGCCGACUCGGGACAGAACUCCUGGCUCUCCUACCACCUGCUGAGGGCCACCGACCCGGGGCUCUUCUCCGUGGGCCUGCAGAGCGGCGAGGUGCGUCUGAGGAGGCCGGUGACAGAGAGAGACAGCGUCAAGCAGAAGCUCCUUGUGCUGGUCAGAGACAACGGGCAGCCCCCGCUCUCAGCCACGGCAGCUCUGAGCGCUCUCCUGCUCAAGGACUUCUCCGACGUGCGCCUCCCUCAGGGCAGCCCGGCCACCGAGGAUCAGGACGCCUCCCUGACCACCUACUUAAUCCUUGCCUUGGUCUUUGUCUCCCUCCUCUUCCUCAUCUCCACCGCAGUCCUGCUGGCUCGCAAGGUGUGCCGGAGGAAGGAGCUGAAGGCCGGCCAUGUGCUCUAUGCUGCCGACACCUUGCAGAGCGGCCUGGCCGACGCAGCCGCCGCAGGGACCCUGCCCCGCCCCUAUUGCUACGAGAUCAGCCUCACAACGGGCUCGGGCAACAGCGAGUUCAGAUUCCUCAAGCCCAUCCUGCCCAGCCUGCCCCCACAGCACUGCGCCGUGGGCCAGGGCCCCGAUGAGGAACAGGAUUUCCCCGCUGUCCCUGUCAGCACCGAGGACAUGGCCUCAGACAAUGCUGGCACUCUCUCUGCAGGACAGUUCAACGCUCUUUCCUUCAACUAGCUGGGGUAGGAACAGACUGAGGCUUUGUGGCUCUUGGGUGGUCACGAUCCCUCCUGCAGCAUAUGACAAUGUUUCCUCCUGCGUAUAUCUGUAUUUGCAAUUGGUGCAACAAAUUUCCUGCAAAUUCUAUUCCAAAUAAAUAUCUGCCUAUCCAAGAAACAAAGAAGGAAGGAAAAGAAGCCAAGAUUCUUUUUCUUCGUUACCAUUGUGUUUCGACUGUUUUACUUCCAUUUCCUGCAAGCUUUAAUUGUGUAGUUAGCACUUACAGCAAUGCUCCUGUUUCUUUUCCUGCCUGAGGAGACAGUGGAUCCUUUUAUUCUGAGCUUUAAGAAAAUGUCACUGGGUGCCCUACCAGUCCCAUCAUUACUGAAAUGCAAAAAGCCCUUUUUGUGCUUCAGGAAAGCAAGAAGUCAUGACUACUGAGUCACAAUGUCUAGUUGGCACUAGGCCCUUUCUUCCCUGGGCUCUGGAUGUCUCUGAAUGAGAUGUGAGCUCUGUGUGCUUUGCUUUCUUGACAUUCUCAUUAUUUGUCCAUGCAGACAUUGAAUAUCUGCAGGUGCUUCAGCAGUGCUGCCUGGUGAAGCAGGGAGUUGCUCCCACCCAGCCACUGCAACACAGGCAGUGCCAGCUCUGAAGGGAAUGAUGUGAUUUGGACACUGUUGGUACAGCAGUCUCAUCUUCCUUAUCUAGCUUAGAGUAGAGAUACAACAAAAUGUGCAACAAAAUCUUCCUUUGGAUUACGAGAAGGGCUUGGGUGUUCUGUCACCUCGGGAUUGCCUUGGAAACACAGGAGCACAAAAAGUCUUAGGGUAGACUGUAAAUGAACAGACUUGUACAAACACGUUCUUUGUCAUUGAAUGCAGUGAAGGAAAACGCCACAAUUAUUAAAAGAGUAUUAUUGGGAUGAAGAAUAAAGAAGAACUUAAAAAGAGACAUUGAGAUAGGUCUUUUCAUUGCUGUUCCUGAAUCCCAAGACAUCUUGAUGGGACUAAAAAGCUGUCCAUGCAUGAUUUUCUGUGUUAGUGUCAGAGUAUCCACAUUCCCAUGUUUGCCCUUUCUACUCUGAAAUGUACUGAGCUCUGUACUGAGCCAUUUGCUCUAGAGAAGGACUGUCACCCCAUCUAGAAUAACAGGUUAUUUCAAGGAUGUCUGUGAUGCAAGAAAUACUCUGAUCACCUUCCUCACGAUAUGAUGUUUUGAACUUAGACAGUUUAAUAUAGUAAAUUUCUAUAACCAAGUGAUUAAAAAGUGAAAAAAGGUGUUAGACUGAAAUCAAGAGAGCACUCUGACUGAUUUUGUGGUGACAGAAAUCUUUUUAGAGACGUUCUUUCUGGGAAAGACCUCUCAAGACUUCCCAAACUUCUGCGAGUUUAUUUCUCAAUGUAUCCCUUGACUGAAGCACUGUUGGUACAGUUCCUGCGUGUGCAGAUGCAGCCAGUACAGUGUUCAUUGGCAUACCAGUUAUGUCAUCAUGGCCCAUGCCUGUGUGAUUUCUCCUGCUAAAGAAUGAGGCUUUUCUCACCUUCUCGGCUGCGCCUCGUCUUUAGGCUCGCCUGGUGAAGGCCGC